GGCAAAGUUUCAUUAAUAAGUGAGUGUAACACUUGGGUAGUUCCUCUCGUCAGUACAAACAGCAUCAUGAACAAAAACAGUAUUAAUAAAGGAAUAAUUUCUUAUAUGUAUUUAGAAAAUUUCGUAACUUAUAAUAGCGUUUCUCUAAAACCUGGGAGAAAUUUAAAUGUAAUUAUUAGACCUAAUGGUACUGGUAAAUCUACAAUUGUUUGUGCCAUUGUUCUUGGAUUAGGUGGUAAACCUACUACCAUUGGGCGCGCAACUCAUGUAGCGGAAUAUGUUAAAGCAGGAUGCGAACAAGCAAAGAUUGAAAUACAUCUUACAAAUGGACAGAAGGAUGACGUUGUCAUUUGUAGACAAUUUAAUAUACAGGGGAAAUCUUCGUGGUUAUUGAAUGGAAAUGCUUCAAACAUUAAAGAAAUACAACAUCUAACAAAGACUUUAGAUAUUCAGAAUGCGUCACAGGACGUGACAAUAGAAAGAUCAGUGGGUGAUCCUAUAAUACUUGAACAUCAUACAAAGUUACUAAACUGUAGAUCAGAACAUAAACAGUUGGAGUCACAGAUUACAAGUAAAAAAAGAUUAUUAGAAUCAAAAUCUCAGAUAUACGAAGGACUAAAAGAAAGUGUUAGCAGUAUAAAAGAAUGGAAAUUAAUAAAGAAAAAAAUUAUAUCUUUGAAGCAGAAAAAGGCAUGGAUGAUAUAUGAACACAAACGUGCAGAACUGUUUCAGUUAAAAAGCAAAAUGGCAGCUGCACGUAAAAAAGUAGUAUCUUUAGAAUCAGAGAUAAAAUCUAUUAAUGAUUUAAUAGAAAAACUAAAAUCAAAAAUUCACUCAAUUCAGAGCUCUCAGGCAGAUGUUAAUAAUAAAGUAAAAAUUAAGACUUCGAAGAUGAAAGGAACAUUGAAUGAUAUUUUGGAAUUCGAAAAUGGUAUUAAAGAACACGAAACUGCAUGCAAACACAGAAUUCAAGUAGAAGAAGCACUGGAUCAUGAUAUUGACGUGGUUAAGCAACAAAAAAAUAAACUUGAGGAUGAUUUGUCUUUGAUAUUAAAGGGCAUUGGGUCUGAAGACACCUUAAUGAAACAGCAAAAAGAAAUAUCGUCCAAUAUAGAAAAGCAUAGGAGUAUCAUUGCCAUGCUAACAAGUAAACAUUCCGCGUUAAGACAACAAGAGAAAAGUAUGAAUCUAGAAAUCAGAGUUCAGGAAACGGAACUACAACUUCUUAAUACUGAUGCUAAACGAUUGCAAUUAUUAAGGGAGAGAUUAUUGGAUACAUAUAAAGCGGUACAUUGAUUAAGAGACAACCGCGAUAAGUUUUCUGGGAUAAUACACGAACCGAUAUUGCUCAACAUAAAUGUAAAAGAUGCUUCAUACGCAAAAUACUUAGAAAAUACUAUUUCGUAUCGCGAUUUAAUCGCGUUCGUUUGCGAAAACAAGAAAGACAUGAAUUUAUUUUUACAUUUCUUAAGAGGCGAGCAGAAAUUACAAGUAAAUGCUGUACAUUCUGAUCCCACGAAACAUAUUUCCAUGGAACCAAAUGUUCCUUUAGAACAUAUUAAACAGUUCGGUUUUACUCAUUAUUUAGCGUCACUGAUUGAAACACCGAGCACUAUUAUGAAAUAUUUAGUAACUAUGUAUAAUUUAAAUAAUAUACCCGUAGGAACAAAUCUUGUUGAUGAUAAUAUUGAUUCUAUACCCCACAAUAUACGUUACUACUUCAGUCGAAAUAAUGCGUAUACAGUCAAUAGAUCUAAAUACACAGGGGAGAAAUCUACUAUAAUGCGAUCAGUUUCAAGCAAUGGAAUGUUAUUUAUUGUAUUAGAUAAAUCUAAGUUAUCAAACAUUGAACAAAAGUUGACAAGAUUAAAGAAAGAAAAAGUUAAUGCACUUAAUAAAAUGAAAGAAAUCGAAGAACAAAUGUGUGAAGAGAAUAAAAAAUUAGAUGAGCAUAGAGCUAGUAGAAAUAAGAUUCAACAGGAUUUCCAACAAGUACAAGUUUUAAAAUCUAGAAUAUCUGUCGUGGAGAAGAAAAUUGAAAGUCUAGAAAAUGAACGUACCAGUAUUGAUAAAAUAAAAGAGCUUUUUACUAAUAAAAUUAAGGAUGUUUUGAACAAACAACUAAGAAUGUAUAGAACAUACAAUAAAGAGCUCGAGGAAUAUUAUAAAUACACUAUAGAAAAUGAACAAACCGAGUUAAUAUUAAAACUACAAAAUAGAUCACUGAGAAUGAAAAUAAAUGAUUCUCAGGAUAUGAGAGAUAAACUUAAUAUAGAAGAGGAGAAAGUACGACAAAUUAGUUUAGAAUUGAAUCCAAUGAAAAAUGAAACACAAAGGAUUUACAAUGAAGCAUUGCAAACUUCUAAUGGCAUUAGUCCUACAGAUAAAAGGUUUGCCUCUCUGGAUAAGGUUUUCAAUAAAUUGCCACCAGCCAUUCAAGAACUUAAUAAUGAACUUAAUAACGCGCAAGCAACAGUUUUUUGUAUGGGAAACAAUAUAGAUGGUGAAAACAUAUUACGCGAAUACGAAGAUAUUGAAAAAACCACCGUAAACUUGCAGGAAUUCAUUCAGAAAGAAACACAAAAUUUAGAAACACUUCAACAGAGGAUGAAUAUGUUGCGAGAAGAAUGACCUAAACCUCUUUCGAGCAUUGUUGACAAGAUUAAUUCAAACUUUAGCUCACAUUUUUCGGCAAUGAAUUGCGCUGGCGAAGUUACGUUAGCUCAACCAGAAAAUAACAGAGAUAUAGUUGAGGAGACACCUUCUACAGGUACGACACAACCUUCGAUCGUAGAAGUACCAGAGGAGAUAGAGCACGAUCAGUUCCGACAACUGAGAGCAAUGGGUACAAGAAAAAGAACGAAAAAAGAGAACGAAAAUGAAGUUGCAGCUAUAAAUUGUUUAAAAGUAUUGACUGAUACUGCAGCUAAAAAAGAUGAUUUCUCCACCUACGGAGAGCAUAUUGCAGCCAAACUUCGGAGUAGUAACAGAAGUAAAAAAGAAAUUGCUAUUGCUCAGCACCAUAUUGACCAAAUAUGCUUCAAUUUAAUUAUGGGGGCUUACGAAUGCCAAGCGGGUUCAACAUCAAUGCCAUCAACAACGAAUACCGAAGAUGCAGCUUUUCUGAAUUUAUUAUAAUAAUGAUUCAUUGAGUUUUAAUUUUUCUUAAAUAAAUAUUAAAUUUUUAACAAAA
Messenger RNA from Osmia lignaria (orchard mason bee), 3193 nucleotides. RefSeq names its product structural maintenance of chromosomes protein 5-like. Gene Ontology annotation, cellular component: Smc5-Smc6 complex; nucleus. Gene Ontology annotation, biological process: double-strand break repair via homologous recombination. Gene Ontology annotation, molecular function: ATP hydrolysis activity; single-stranded DNA binding. NCBI's taxonomy places the organism in Eukaryota, Metazoa, Arthropoda, Insecta, Hymenoptera, Megachilidae. The record is from RefSeq and is a predicted model, not a curated record.